Molecule: messenger RNA, 1813 nt
Organism: Cherax quadricarinatus
Lineage: Eukaryota; Metazoa; Arthropoda; Malacostraca; Decapoda; Parastacidae
Product: oplophorus-luciferin 2-monooxygenase non-catalytic subunit
Cellular component (GO): extracellular matrix; membrane
Molecular function (GO): protein binding
Source: RefSeq, a predicted model, not a curated record
CACUGACAAGCUGUCUUGCUUCAGAUUAGAUCACCUCGUCACACCAGCUGCAUCUUCCUCUCCUCUGAUAUGAGGACCUCAUUCAGUCUCCUCGUGGCUCUUCUGUUCAUUCUGAAUGGUGAUGGAGGUAGUACGGCAGAGGUCACGCCUGUAACGAUGCCAAAGCGGCCGUGUCCCAUACCUGAUGAUAUCCAGCCUUGCGUGUGCGUGUUUGAUGAAGAUUUGUACCAGCUAGAUCUUGAUUGCUCAGCUGUACUGGACGAAGAUGACCUAUAUAAAGUGUUCCAGGCUACCUUUCCCUUUAAGGUAUUCCGAAAAUUCACCAUUUACGAGAACAGCCACCUAAACUUUCUUCCAUCUGACGUCUUCGGGGAGGUACAGUUCGAGGAGAUCUCCAUCACCAAGGGAGUGUUAAAUGAGGUGCAGAACGAAACCUUCGCCAGUAGUUACUUGACGGCAGUGACCAUCGACCUUUCGUCAAACCACAUCGAGUACUUUCCAUUCCACGAAGUAUCCAGCUUCACCUUGCUGGAGACCCUCAACAUCGGCUUCAACAACCUGACGUCCAUCUCUCCGAUGACAUCUCCAACCCUAAAAUUAUUAUAUCUCAAUCACAACACCCUUUACCAUAUCGCCGCUAACACCUUCGUGGAACUGCCCAGUGUUCAGGAGAUUCACUUGGCUGGCACGCAACUCCAGGAGCUAAAACCCGAAACCUUCACUGGUCUACAGAUGUUGACGGUGAUCAACAUGGAAACUAACAAGCUGAGGAACCUGGCUGGAGGAACCUUCAACCUCAGCAGUGUACAGGCAGCUGUCUCCAUUGAUCUUACCAAUAACUUAAUUAACACUGUCAACAUCGGUGCCUUCACUGGUCUGGCUGAAGACUCUGUUAUCAUUCUCUAUCUGAACGAGGUGUCCCUGUUGGAGGAGGAGGUGUGGAGACCCGUCUUGGAAAACAAUGUCACGGUGGUUCUGACAGGUAACCCGCUAGAUUGUGGUUGUGACCUGGAGUGGGUUGUGCUGAACCAGAGCCGCUGGCUUCCUUACCUCUAUGGUGCGAUAUGCUACGAUGGUAUCACACUGCAAGAACUGGAUCCAACAUUUUACAUCAAUUACUGCUGAUUCCCGUGUAGUUGACUGGUUAAUGGGGGAAUCUACGGCCAUUCUACUACACGAGGGUUAUUAAAGCAGCAUUUCACCUGCUUAUCACCAGUUAAGAAUACUUUAAUGCCCAGAAUAUCUAAUGCAGUAAACUCUCAAUAUUAUACACUGGUAUACAUAAACAUUGUGUAUAUAAUGUAUUUAUUGCAUUGUAUUAAACAUUUUACUUACUUUUAUUAAAGUUUGUAAUAUAUUUAAGAUAUUUUCACUGUGAACAAUGAGAAGAUAGUAUUAGAGAUGAUCCUGAGAGAUAACUAGAAGUGCUUUUUACUUGACACUAAAACAUAAUCAUACACAGGUUUGAUAUUUCCUAAUAAUGAAGGAAAACGACGUUUCGCCCAUCAAUAACGUGUAAAGUACAUACAUCUGCGCAGACCUGUACUUAUGACACGCUUGUCUCACGGGGAUUAAUUAUAUCCUAACUGUAAUGUGAAGCUGGAUAAAUAUUCUAGCAAUAACGUAAAAUUAGCUGUAUUCUAUUUACACAUUAAAUAUCUGAAAUAAAGAAUAAGUUAAUCGACUUUAUUUUACGUAAUGCUUUUAUUAUUUGUAGUAUUAUGAUAAUAAUGUCUUAGCUUAUGUAAAGCAGGAGCGAUGCAGUCUUAAUGUAAUCUUAACAAUGUAAUCUUAAUAAAAGGAAUCUGAACUG